This is a messenger RNA of Brassica oleracea var. oleracea, 1996 nucleotides long. RefSeq names its product U-box domain-containing protein 51-like. The record is from RefSeq and is a predicted model, not a curated record. NCBI's taxonomy places the organism in Eukaryota, Viridiplantae, Streptophyta, Magnoliopsida, Brassicales, Brassicaceae. The coding region runs from base 610 to 1839 and encodes 409 amino acids. The transcript has 5 exons.
CGCCGACUUCAGGAACUCUCAACGACAUCGACCUCUACCUGAGCUGGCUCAGCCACCGCCACAUCAACAACUGGCCCAGAAACGCCGCCGACACCGAACACAACAAGGUGGCCACAAAGUUCACGGACACGACCAUGAGUGCUCUUGCAGUGGCUACUCCACACCCCAAGGGGGAGAGAACCAGUGCCAAAACCCCCUCAAGACCAACUAAGGUCCAACAGAUUUGUAUUCAUGAGGGGCAGAGAAACUUGCAGCUGUUCUUCAAAAACUUGUUUCAUGGUGCUGUUUCAAAACUUACUGCCGGUAGUUUAUUUUGUUCAUUAACAAAGUUUUGUGGCCUGGAGUUAGUUUUUGUCCAUGCAUUAACACACUUUGUUGAUGACAAUUCUAUUUUUAGCCAGAAGCAGUUCUCCUCCCAAAGUGGAAGGGUUUUAGUUUUUUUCUUUUAUAAUAUUUGUUUUUGCCACAACUCUCUUGAGUCUCUCCAAAUCUCACAACUCAAAUUCCUCUGUCUUCUUGGGUAAUCGGAUGUUUUAUCUUUUUCUUCAAGAACCAGUGACACGUUCAUUGGUAACUGAUAAAUUUCUCAAUACAUUUUCUUGAGUGGCAAUGAUCUCGAAUUUGAGAGAAAGUAUGGAGAGAAACGAAUUAAGAGAAGGCCCUAUAGCUAUUGCAGUGGACAAAGAUAAAACAAGCUGUCAAGCUCUUAAAUGGGCAGUGGAACAAUAUAUACCACGAGACAGAACAAUAAAACUUGUUCAUGUCGUCCAAAGAUCUACAGUGAAUGCAAAUGGACAUUCUACAGAUGAUGAAUUGUCUGGCAAGCAACAAAAUGAUAAAGGAAGUCGUCAGUUUUUACCAAUGCGUUGUCUUUGCAUGAGACGAAAUAUACAAAGCGAAGUAGUUAUGCUUGAAGAUCAAGACGUAGCGAAAGCGUUGAUUGAAUAUAUUAACCAGAGCUUUAUUUCUACAUUCUUGCUAGGUGCCUCGUUAAAGAAGAGUAUUACAAGGCUUUUUAAAGUAGAUGACAUACCAAGUAAUGUGAUGAGAUGGGCUCCAGACUUCUGCACUGUCUUAGUCAUAUCAAAGGGAAGACUAUCAAGUGUACGUCCAGCCACUAGGCAUUUACCUCAAGGCUUGCCUUCUCCUUCUUCAGGGACUGCACCUUCGUCACCACUCAGCAACACUGAUGAGGCUCCCUCUGAGAUGUCAUUGUCAAGAGAGGACGAUGUUUUCUUUGAGGAGUUCUCAUCCCUUGGCACAGAUUCUUCUACUGUGAACAUUAGUGACAGGAUCAGUACAGAUAGUUCGGUUCUCUCCUUCUAUGAUAAACUUGGGACUCCAAACAUGUUGGAGAUUCCUAGAUGUCUGGAUGAUGAUGAUAAAUCCAAUCUUUCGAUAUACCUUAAUAGUCCUUCUGAUAUAAAGCUGAUGGACGAAGCAGAAGCUGAGAAGAGAAGGCUGAGGAAAGAGCUGAAGGAGACAAUGAACAUGUACCAUGCAGCCUGCAGAGAAGCCCUCAUGGCAAAAGAGAAAGUAGCAGAGUUAGAGAUAUGGAAAAAGAAAGCAGGGAAAAGGCUUCAAAUGGCUGAGGAAACAGCAAAAAUGGCCAUCAUGAAGAUGGAGAAGAGAGAACUGGAGGUAAAGCCAAGAGUGGAGGCAGAGAUGAAGGUUAGAGGGAGUAAUGACAGAAAGGUGGUUCUGGAUUCUCCUGGAGAGUCUCAUAUGGUGGUAAAAUAUGAGAGCUUGCUCCAAAUUGUAGUUGUACUUUUCUUGUUCUACUUUUAUUUCACACUCAGACAAUCCUCUUUCUUGCGAUUGGAGUUGGGAGAUAAGUAACAAUGUCAUCUGCUUCAGGACAAGUUGCUCAUUCAUUAUUCUCUUGUAUAGAUCAAUCUUAUUAUAUUUGUUCACUUUUCACAAUGCAAAAUCACAAUGCUUGUUGAUUGUUGUUCCCUUUUUUUGAAACUACUCUUAAAUUCAAGUGUUCACACCU